Messenger RNA from Prunus armeniaca (apricot), 612 nucleotides. Lineage: Eukaryota; Viridiplantae; Streptophyta; Magnoliopsida; Rosales; Rosaceae. The record is from the annotation of a GenBank genome assembly.
AUGGAGACUCUGGCAGUGUUUGGCGGAGCAAGUCCAUGUUUUUCCUCAUCCCUUCAACGCUCAGCAGCUGAGAGAAGCUGCAGCUUAUCCUACGCCCACCACAAGAAUCACCUACGCACCCGUCACCACCAGCUAUCAGCAUUCCCUUCAAAGUGCCAUCUUUUCUCAUUUUUCCCAUCUCGUCCUCAUGCUAAAACCCUCGCCAAACCUCGCAUCUUUCUUCCCCACUUGGUUGCUUCACUGGAACAAGUUGAUGAGACAUACAUAAUGGUGAAACCUGACGGAGUUCAGCGUGGCCUUGAGCACUACAAGGAUCUCAAGGGAAAGUCUUUCUUCCCUAAAUUGAUCGACUACAUUAUUUCUGGCCCAGUUGUGUGUAUGGCAUGGGAGGGUGUUGGUGUGGUCGCAGCAGCACGUAAGUUAAUUGGGUCUACAAAUCCUCUUCAAGCUGAACCGGGAACUAUAAGAGGGGAUCUUGCUGUUCAAACAGGAAGGAAUGUCGUUCAUGGGAGUGACAGCCCUGAAAAUGGCAAGCGCGAAAUAGCUCUCUGGUUCAAAGAAGGUGAAUUAUGUCAGUGGACGCCAACUCAAGAACCAUGGUUAAGGGAGUGA